Zingiber officinale is the source of this 807-nucleotide messenger RNA. RefSeq names its product F-box/kelch-repeat protein At2g44130-like. Gene Ontology annotation, biological process: regulation of phenylpropanoid metabolic process; negative regulation of cytokinin-activated signaling pathway. The transcript has a single exon. Lineage: Eukaryota; Viridiplantae; Streptophyta; Magnoliopsida; Zingiberales; Zingiberaceae. Gene Ontology annotation, molecular function: protein binding. The coding region runs from base 1 to 807 and encodes 268 amino acids. The record is from RefSeq and is a predicted model, not a curated record.
AUGGCAAUCAUGGAGACCGAGCUAAUUCCAGGAUUGUCGGACGAUGUCGCUCUGCAGUGCCUCCUCCGCCUCCCCUUCUACUCCAUCUCUGUUGCUCGAGGCGUCUGCAGGCGGUGGAGGCGCGAACUCUCAGCGUCUUCGUCCUUCUAUCGCCUCCGCAAGGCUGCCGGCCUCGCUCGCCCCGUCUUCAUUAUGCUCUUUUAUGAUAUACCCUCGUUCUCCCUUUACAGGUGGCGUCUAGCCUUUUACGAGCCAGCCACGGCCGCCUGGGGGGUCCGGCUAUUAACAGACGACAGCCUCCGCGGUAAGCAGCAUUGCUGGCAUGUUGUGGUCGUCGAGCGAGAGCUGGUGUUGGUUGGCGGGUGGGAUGAGUCAAACUGGAAGGACACCGCGGAAGUCAACAUCUACGAUCUAGUCACCGGCGACUGGCGUCCCGGGGCUCCUAUUCCGCGCCCCAUGCAGGAUGGCUGCGACUUUGCCGUCGGGCCACGGAACGUGUUCGUAUCUGGCUGGAAGGACGAUCUAUCGUCGAUGUUAGUUUAUUACACGGCAACCGACGCGUGGAUGGACUACCACGUGGCGACCCAGGAGCCGAGCUGGUGCCCGUGGUCCGGGUUCAUGUCGGCCGCCAACCUCGCCGCCCACGAGGAGGAAAAGAUGUACGAAUGCCGGGAGAGAGAGGAGGACGAGAAAUUGGAGGUGGUCACAUGGUGCGACGGCGACAAAGCGAACUUGUGGCGGAGCUUGGGAUUGUCGCCGGACAACUUAUUUUAUUACCGCCAACACUUCUUUGUCUUCCAAUUCUAA